UGUUGGUUUUUCACGGUAUACAAACAAGCUAUAGGUGGCAGGGCAAAAUAUGCCAGAAAAACAUUUUAAAAUUUGCUUUGGAGAAGGAAGCUGCCCUACGCCGUCGCCGGUAAAACAACAGCGGAAACAGUCUUACGUCACUUCAGACAGGAAACCGGCCUACGUCACAUCCGACACGAUUUCUCUGAGCAGCCGAUCGAGGCAGACGGCGCGGCGGGGCAGCAUGUCCAGCCAGUGCAGCAGUGUGGCCACGGAGAGCUGCUUUGGUCGCAUCACCAGCAUAGACGAGGUGGAGGAGGAGCGGAUCUCGUCCAGCGAUCUCUUCGCUUUCUGCCUACAGGUGGCGCGGGGUAUGGGGCAUCUGGCUGAGAACAAGAUUGUCCACAGAGAUCUGGCAGCUCGCAAUGUGUUGGUCACUGACAGGGGCGUGUGCAAGAUCACAGACUUCGGGCUGGCUCGAUGUCUGGGGGACACUGACCACUACGACAGGUCGUCGAAGGGCCCACUGCCGGUUAGAUGGUUGGCACCAGAAAGUUUGAUUGACAGAACACACAGCACCAAAUCUGAUGUCUGGGCCUGCGGCUUUCUUCUGUGGGAGAUCGUUACGCUAGGUGCCAGUCCUUACCCCGGGUUGUCUGCCCAUGACGCCUUCAAGUUUGUUAGCGCUGGCAAGAAAAUGGAGAAACCUCAGCACUGCAGUUCUGACAUAUACGAGCUCAUGUGCAGCUGCUGGUCCUUCCUCCCAGAGAACCGUCCAACGUUUGAUGCCCUGUAACGCAGGUUCGAGACUCUGCUGGAAAAAGAAAAAGAUUACAUCAAUCUGGAACUAUUCCAGAGCGAACAGUACGCUUGUCUGGAUGCGGAUCUAUUGGAUGAGAAGAUAUAGGACAUAAAUGAGAAGAUAUAGGGCAUAAAGCUGGUUGGAUUAGAAGAUAUAGGACAUAAAGCUGGUUGUAUGAGAAGAUAUGACAUAAAUGAGAAGAUAUAGGGCAUAAAGCUGGUUGGAUUUGAAGAUAUAGGACAUAAAGCUGGUUGGAUUAGAAGAUAUAGGACAUAAA
This is a messenger RNA of Physella acuta, 1058 nucleotides long. Its product is annotated as fibroblast growth factor receptor 2-like. Gene Ontology annotation, biological process: protein phosphorylation; positive regulation of kinase activity; cell surface receptor protein tyrosine kinase signaling pathway. Lineage: Eukaryota; Metazoa; Mollusca; Gastropoda; Physidae. Gene Ontology annotation, molecular function: transmembrane receptor protein tyrosine kinase activity; ATP binding. Gene Ontology annotation, cellular component: signaling receptor complex; plasma membrane. The record is from RefSeq and is a predicted model, not a curated record.